GGGAAAUGUGUAAACAGUUGACUGUGGCGUCAGUGAUUGGAAUUUAAAUUUUUUCCAGACUGUUCCGGAUUGUAUACUUGAAGAAUUCGAAUGGUACACAUCAAGACAAAUAGACUUCCCUUGUCCUAAGCACUGUAUUUCAUCGGAGAUGGCGGCGCCUUUUUUACCCACUGGAGCUGCACUUUUCAGUGAUGGUGGCUUUUCUGAAGAUUUGUUUUUGUGCAGAAGGUAUGUUAACGUGCCCAAAUAUUUCGAUCCAAAACUGCUGUUUUUUGGAUCAGGAAACGGACCUUUAAAGCUAUGCCAGCGAUUGAUGGACAAUGUGGUAAAUUCUCCGAAUCUUUUGACUGUAAGGCCAACAAUCAGCUUGUUGAGUAUGAUUCCGUCGGUAGUAGACGACCUGCCAUCAACCAUGAAGGGACUUCAAAUCGUUGCCUUCGGAAAGAAAUAUAAUUGGACACAAGAUGAACCUGAAGGAGUCUUUUUCGUUACGGAUUACGACACUGUGCGAAUAGACGGACUAAAGAAGAAAAAAGACAUGGCUGUUGAGGAUUUCAUGGAGUGGCGAAACUUUGCCAGGGACCGUUUGUACGGGGUGAUCUUUCAAGAAGUAGAACCGUUGUGGCUAAGUCGUGUGCGCUCUGCUGAAAUAUUCAACUUCAAAAAGCGGUUAGCUGAUGUUUUCCAGGUGAAAUCAGAGAGCGUUUUUUGGCUGCAAACAAAACAGGAGGCUUUGCAUCUUCUGUCUAUCACCAUGACCAAAAUUUAUCGCUGGCGAGAGGAUAAAGAAAGCGAGGAAAAUGAAAAAAUAGCACGUGGUGAGGUAAAGUUGACUCAAGAAGAAAAGCAGAAAGAACUUCUUGAACCCACAACAAUGCUUUAUGGUGAUAUUGCAGAGAAGAAUGGGAUUGUGUUAGCUGAAGGAGUGUGACAUCUUGAUCUCCAAGAAUGAUGCCUGUUGAACUUUCACUAGCCACCAGUCGGUUCAGCUGACUUAAAAGCUCAUUAUACAAAUAUUUUCAGUUGGAAAAAAAUAUAUACAUAUAAAUACUCUAAAAUCCCCGCAAGUGGGAGAGUAAUAUUCAUUUGCCAAUAAAUUUUGAUAUAAUUUGUGUGAGAAUACAUUUUAUAUUCUUUAGAAUAUAUUAAAUGGAUUAUUCUCUGAUUUUAGACAGGAGCAUGUGACAUAGAAUAAGGUUGAUGUCUUUUGUUCUUAAGUCAAUGGCAGUUUUACAAAGUCUGCUCUUAAAUUGCAGACAGAAUAAGUGGAAACUCAUUCCAUAGUUGUGCCAAAAUGUUUAAUGCACUGUAUUACUUUGCUGUUGUUAGUGUGCAUAUAAUUAAGACUAUUUAACAUGUUAGAGUUCCCAUGUUUUGAUUUGGAAAUGUAGAAGUAGAGUGCAUACAUGAACAGAGAUUUAAAUGUAUGAUAAGUGCAGUGGAACAUACUAAAAUCUUUGUUACUACUUCAGUUAAACAGAUACAAGUAUUAAGUUUUCAACUAAGUAUUUUUACAUCUUCCCAAAUGUGUAGAGGUAUUAUGUGCAGGUAUUAUGGCCAGCUAUUUGGCUCUCCUGACUGAGAGGUAAUUUGAUACCAAGAAGCUUUAACAAAUUGAAAGGGAAAAGCCUGUAAAUUUAACUUUUGAAAUGAGGGAAGUGUGUCUAGAUCUCAUUAGUAAGGGUACUGGGAUUGUAACCCAAAAAUCCUCAAGUUUAAUUAUGUGGCUGCACUUAAUAAAUGAUCACCUGUUCCUUUUCCUCCCCAUUGGCUUAUUUAACUGUUUUAUUUUGGUUUAUUUAAAUACUUAUUACAUUUUCCUUUACUGACUAUUUGUUUUUUGCAUUUGCAAUAAAGGUCAGUAAGCUUUCAAUUUA
Molecule: messenger RNA, 1877 nt
Organism: Stylophora pistillata
Lineage: Eukaryota; Metazoa; Cnidaria; Anthozoa; Scleractinia; Pocilloporidae
Source: RefSeq, a predicted model, not a curated record